This is a messenger RNA of Corylus avellana, 1001 nucleotides long. NCBI's taxonomy places the organism in Eukaryota, Viridiplantae, Streptophyta, Magnoliopsida, Fagales, Betulaceae. The record is from RefSeq and is a predicted model, not a curated record.
ACUCUUCCACUCUCCCAAGACUCUCCUAAUUGCCUUGCUCUGGGCUCUCUCUUUCUCUUUGGAAAGCCAGCAACACAAGCAAAGAAACAUGGAUGGAGUGAGGAGUGAUGUGAAGGUGGUAGAGAGUCCAAGGAGGGUUAGGCUCUAUGAUGUCUUGCUGCGAUUCUUUGGGCUGGCCUUUACUUUUGCUGCUGCAGUUCUGGUGGGUGCUAGCAAGGAGACCAAGACUAUUCCUAUCUCUCUUUCAGAUUCCUUGCCCCCCCUGCAUCUUACUUUCACUGCUAAGUGGCAAUACAUGUCUUCUUUUGUGUACUUCUUGGUGACAAAUGCCAUAGCAUGUUCAUAUGCAGCAGGAUCUUUGGCAUACUCCAUAGCAGCCCCAAGCUUCAAACAAAAUGCAGCAUUGGUACUAAUCUUCCUAGACCUAAUAAUAAUGGCACUACUCUUCUCUGCCAAUGGGGCAUCCGCAGCUAUUGGAAUCAUUGGCCAACAUGGGAAUUCGCACGUGCAAUGGAGAAAGGUGUGUGAUUUGUUUGAUGACUAUUGCCACCACAUGGCUGCUGCCCUUGUCCUGUCUCUGCUUGGGUCUUUUGCCUUUAUUUGGCUUGUGGUCCUGGCUGUUUUGGGCCUCCGUAAGAAAUAGAAGAAGUAAAACUUAAUUAUUAACGCUCUUGGGGAUAUUAGUCAUCAUGGUAUUAUUAAUUAAUUAGGUUAAUUAGCAGUAGGAAAUUACUUCGUCUGUAAUAGUACAUUACUAGUAUUAAAUGCUUCUGCUGGACCUUAUGGCAUUCAAAAAGAAGAAAAAAAAGAAAAGAAAAAAGGGGGGCUAGCUGGUGCAUGCUGUGCUCUGUAGUAAAUUUGAUGCCCUGCAGGCAGCUGUUUGGUGUGGCUCAAUAAUUGCUUCUGUGGAAAAGUUGUGUGUAUUAAUUCUACUUUUUUGUACAUUUCUAAAGAACAGCACUAGAUGCUCUAAGACCCCAAUGGUAGAACAUUCAUUCUCU